AAUGUUAUUUAAACAUGGUCCAUUAUAGCUGGCCUGAGAAUGCAAAGAUGCUGCAGGUGAGAAAGAUCACUAUCCUCUCAACCCUCUGCUUCUUCUUCUGCUCCUGUGCAGCUGUGUGUGGACUCAACAUCAGCACGAAAUGUGCUCAGGAUGCUGCGAUGUUUCUCACAGAACUGAAGAAAAGUCAGCCUGACCAAUACGCAGUUCUGAUGUAUGAUGCGUUCGGGAAGAUGGGCAGUGAUGUCGAAGGCGGAAACGUGAACCGGGUCGGCUCUCUGCAGGAGUGUUUGUCUGUUGAAGGCCCUGGAUUUGGAGGACAAUACUGCCAGGUCUUCCUCAAACAGGGGGCGCUGGACUAUUUUGUAGGUAUUUGUGUGCCUGAUUCCUGCGAUGAAGCAGACGUGAGCACGCUUAUUGUCUACGGAGAUUUUCUACAGGGUCAAACCCCCUUCAUUACUUCUGUACCGGAUCUGUUCAUAUCAGAAUCCACAUUGGGAAUUUUUAUGACUCAUUGUAUCAGAAACAACAUUACACCUGAUCUGUCUGCUGUAGUGUGUCUGUGUGUGUGUAUCAUAAUGGUGGCUCUGCCUCUUGUGGUGACCGUCUAUGUAGCUGUGGUCCAGUGGAAUAAUAAAAAAGAAGCGCAGUCAAACGUUGACCCCGCGAACUACGGAGCGAUUCUGGCCAACAGUUCAGCCAAUCAGAGCAAAGAAUGCAUUUUACUCCAAAACACACAAGUGCAGGAGUGCGACAAAGAGGAGGAGCACGAGGGUCGAGACACAGGCCGUGUGAUGUCGUUCCUGCAUUCGCUUUCCGUCCGGUUCAGUGGUGUGUGUUUCGGUGACGGUGUGUGUGACAGUGUGUGUUCCAGAAGCAGUUAUCCAUGUCUCAAUGGUGUUCGCAUUUUCAGCCUCUUCUGGAUCAUCUGUGGACAUACGGUGCAGCUCAGCGCUUGGAGCGGCCUCGAUAACAGAAAGCGAUGGAGAGUGGCCGUGGAGAGCAAUCCUCUGUAUGUGGUGGCCUUUAGUGGACCGGUUUAUCUUGCUGUCGAUACUUUUUUAUUAAUCGGUGGACUCCUGAGUGCCAAAUCUUUUCUUGGCUGCAUCCAGAGAUCAAAGGACAAGCCGAACCUCCGACUGAUCGCUCAUUUCCUGUUCAGGAGGUUCAGGAGGAUCCAGCCGCUGCACCUCUUCAUCGUGUGUGCGAUCGUCACACUCUUCUCAUUUCUCCAUAACGGUCCCUUCUGGUUCACAGCUGAAGACCAAAUACUGAACUGUAAAGCGUUCUGGUGGUCCAACCUGCUGCUCAUCAACAACCUGUUCACCAUCACACACACGUGUGCGCCGUGGACCUGGUACCUCUCAGUCGAUUUCCAGUUCUAUGCAGCGACACCAUUCCUCAUUUGUCUCUACACACUGAAUAAGCGUGUGUUUGUGAGUGUGGCCUUCACUCUGUUGGCAAUGUCGUGCAUUUCCAGUGCUUUAAUCACAGCAUUUCUGCACUUACCCGUUCACCAACCCACAACUCUUGAAUAUGAAAGUUACUUUGAGUAUUACUACAACAAGCCGUACACCAGAUACGGUCCGUACCUGCUCGGCGUCCUCACAGGAAUUUACAUGGUGACCAAGAAAGAAGCUCUUAUAAAGCAGAGGUGGCAGGCGGCUGCUGGUUGGCUCGUCUCACUGUCCGUCAUGGCCGUGAUAGUGGGAUCCGCUUACAUGCUGAGGGGUCAGGGGUCACCAGGUCAUGCUGUGUAUCAGGGGCUCCAUCGCUCGUUGUGGGCUCUCACCGUGGCCUGGCUCAUCCUUGCCUGUGAGGAGGGAUACGGAGGCUUUGUGAAUAGGUUCUUGUCCAUGCGUGUGUGGGUUCCUCUGUCCAACAUCAGCUUUGCUUGCUACCUUGUUCACCCGCUUCUCAUUUUACUCUACAACUCCAAACAGGAAACUCUCAUCCACUACACAGACCUCAACUUCUUGUAUCUGUUCCUCGCUCACUCGGCCCUUACUGUGGUUCUAGGUUGGGUUCUCACUGUGCUGAUUGAGAAGCCCUAUCAGCUCCUGAGCUCCUCUAAAGCAUAAACACACCAUAAAAAGUGUCUUUUUAGUAGUUAGUGUUCAGUUUGGUUUGGUAUUUAUUUUGUUUAUUCAAUUUAAGAUUUCUUUUAAUAUUUUUUUUUAUUUUACCUGAUGAAGAUUAACCCAAAAUGUGACUUUAGUACAUUAUAAUAAUAUAAUACUAUCCUAUACAUACAUGCGUACAUUGUACAUGGCAAUAAUGCAGAAUUAAUUUCA
This is a messenger RNA of Ictalurus punctatus (channel catfish), 2291 nucleotides long. It is a transcript of the gene oacyl, whose product is annotated as O-acyltransferase like. Gene Ontology annotation, molecular function: acyltransferase activity, transferring groups other than amino-acyl groups. The record is from RefSeq and is a predicted model, not a curated record. The coding region runs from base 15 to 2078 and encodes 687 amino acids. The transcript has 15 exons. NCBI's taxonomy places the organism in Eukaryota, Metazoa, Chordata, Actinopteri, Siluriformes, Ictaluridae.